CUCCUGCCUGAGCUCCAGCGCUCGCGCUGAAAAAUCGAAGGAUUUUACACGGCGGACGGCGGCGGCAGCCUGAGCUCCUCUGAAACAUGUGGCACGCGGCGGUGCACUGAACGAGCACUUCAAGACCAAUCCCGCAGCGCGAGAGCCUCUCUGUUUUUUUUCGUUUCCUCUUCUUCCCGAGACGAGUGACGGACAUGCCGUACCGUCCAGCGCUGCUGCUCCAUCACUGAAGGGACUGACCGGAGGCUCAGAGCUGAACUUGGCGAAGAAGUUCCCCUGUGAGCCCCCCAGGGCCUCGGACGCGCGCUGCAAUUUUUGUUUUGUUUUUUUAUUAUUUAAUUUUUUUACAACUCACGCUUAAAGCUGCAUAACCGAGGCGAGACGGCGACCUCAGUCGAUUAUCUCUCCUUCCUUUGCUAUCCAAUGGAUAUUCACUGCAAGGCAGACCCCUUCACGGCCAUGCACCGGCAUGGGGGUGUAAACCAGUUAGGCGGGGUGUUUGUGAAUGGCAGACCCCUACCUGAUGUGGUCAGGCAAAGGAUCGUGGAGCUGGCGCAUCAAGGGGUCAGACCCUGUGACAUCUCCAGACAACUCCGGGUCAGCCACGGCUGUGUCAGCAAAAUCCUCGGCAGAUACUAUGAAACCGGCAGCAUUAAGCCUGGAGUUAUUGGCGGGUCCAAACCUAAAGUGGCCACUCCAAAAGUAGUGGAUAAAAUCGCAGAGUACAAGCGGCAGAACCCCACCAUGUUCGCCUGGGAGAUCAGAGACAGACUGCUGGCGGAAGGAGUGUGUGACAACGACACAGUGCCAAGCGUGUCGUCUAUCAACAGGAUAAUACGGACCAAAGUUCAACAGCCUUUCCAUCCAUCUCCUGACGGGACAGGGACCACACUAACCACAGCGGGACACACUAUAGUGCCUAGCACAGCCUCUCCACCCGUAUCAAGUGCUUCCAAUGACCCGGUGGGCUCCUACUCCAUCAACGGCAUCCUUGGAAUCCCUCGCUCUAAUGGCGAAAAGAGAAAACGUGAUGAUGUUCUCUGGAGUGGCAACCACUUGGAUGGGAGGAAAAUAGGAUAUUAUGGCUCAGAUGGCUCUGGCCCAAACAGUGAUUCUCAGGGUAGUGUGGAGAGUUUACGGAAGCACCUGAGGGCCGAUGCCUUCACUCAGCAGCAGCUGGAGGCUCUGGACCGGGUGUUUGAGCGACCGUCGUACCCCGACGUCUUCCCAACGUCAGAGCACAUCAAGCCAGAGCAGGCUAAUGAAUACGCACUACCAGCACUGAACCCAGGACUGGACGAGGUCAAGCCCAGUCUGUCGACCAGCGCCAGCUCAGAAUUGGGCUCCAGCGUGUCACAGAGCUACCCGGUAGUGACAGGUCGAGACAUGGCCAGCACGACUCUCCCAGGCUACCCUCCGCAUGUCCCCCCCACUGGGCAGGGAAGCUACCCCACCUCAACACUUGCUGGAAUGGUCCCUGGAAGCGAUUUUUCAGGAAACCCCUACUCCCAUCCACAAUACACAACUUACAAUGAGGCUUGGCGGUUCAGCAACCCUGCAUUAUUAAGUUCCCCUUAUUAUUAUAGUGCCGCAUCCCGGGGCUCCGCCCCUCCCACUGCUGCCACUGCCUAUGACCGCCACUAGUUACCAUGGCAACCCAAUCAAACUGCAGCACCAUGGUCGUGGCCUCCAUAUUGUACCAGUCUGAAUGGCAUUAAGGUCCACGGGAUUGAACUUGACUCUACAAUCUUCAGUUUGGUGGGGUCAAGCUGAGAUUAAGAGGGUCAAGCAGCGGUGGGUUUUUGCCUCACACAUUUCUUGGACCCCCUGAUCAUCGACACCAGAGCCCUCGUACUUCUUCGACGCGCCGGAAACUGACUGAGCAAUUUUCCGAAAAGACUCUGAAAGAUUAUACAAAAUAUAUAUAUUAUAAAAUAUAAAACAUGACAAACCGUGUGAAAAAUACAAAGUAACAAGUGAUGUGUUUUUUUUGUUUUUUUGGUUUUUUCCCAUCAAUACAUUCCUUUACAUACUGUACUUAGUAUCACUGACCAAGGAUCGAUUGAGGCAUUUAGGACUGUCCUUUGCCAAUGUCCUACCAUUAUCACUGUCUCACCUCUCACGGACACAUCAAUUAUGCACGGAGUACAGAGAAGGAGAGAACUGCAGUAGAGGGCUUUCACUCAAACCCCUACUAUAAUGACCAGUUUAGUCAUCUGCUGCCUCUGAGUGAUAGCAUGAUGAUAGCAAAAGACGUACACUGUUUUCUGUGAUACACAAUCAUGUGUAAAAGUCUGACUACUAAGAAUAAAAAAACAGAAAACUCCGAAUGGUCUGAAAAGAAAAGAAUUUAUUAAGUUAUAGCUGUGUUUGGAUUUAAUGAAUUUCUCUUUCCUUUUUUUUUUACAUUUAAUGCCAGUUUUCUGUCUUGCAGUUCAUUCAGUUCCGACUUCAUGACCAAUAUUAUAUGCUUUGCUCAUUUUUGCACUAUUUAAUCAUAAGGACAUUGAGCUAGCAACGUUUACCAGACUACAUGCACAAACAUGUACAACUACUCAUUCUAAAUGCUAACUGUGUAGCAUAAUUGGGCAAAAUAAUUGAACAU
Molecule: messenger RNA, 2605 nt
Organism: Colossoma macropomum (tambaqui)
Lineage: Eukaryota; Metazoa; Chordata; Actinopteri; Characiformes; Serrasalmidae
Gene: pax2a
Product: paired box 2a
Exons: 11
Coding region: 424-1644 (406 amino acids)
Biological process (GO): anatomical structure development; regulation of transcription by RNA polymerase II
Molecular function (GO): DNA-binding transcription factor activity, RNA polymerase II-specific; RNA polymerase II cis-regulatory region sequence-specific DNA binding
Source: RefSeq, a predicted model, not a curated record